AUGGGCAUUAUGGUGGGAACGAAAGGUAUUGGUGUCGCCCCCAAAGCCAAGUGGAUUGCGUGCAAAGGGUGCAACGGCAACAGCGAUUGCGAUGAACUCAAGGUGGUGCAAUGCGCUCAAUACCUGCUUUGUCCCCACAACAACGACGGCAACAACUUCGACCCCAGCAAGGCCCCUCAUGUGAUCAACGGACACUCCAGCGACGAUAGUUUCAUCUGGACCCGUGGCUCAAGCCUGGCUGCGCCUCAUGUUUCUGGAGCCAUCGCCUUGUACUUGUCUGCCAACAAUGGCGCCUCGUACGACCAAGUGUACAGGGCCCUGACCGAGAAUGUGGAUACGAACACGCUAACUCCACCCAACAAGAACUGCGGUGACAUUCCCAACACGCAGUAUCCCAACAACCUCUUUGGCCACGGCCGCUUGAAUAUCUUCAAGGCCGCCGUGGCUGCUGGCAUCCGCGGCCUGACUCUUCCCCCGCCAUCCGAGUCCACCCAAGUCCUGAACCCGAACGAUGACCUAAGCACGUGUGGCACGUUGGAAGACAACACGCACUAUGUUGGCGGCGACUUGGCUUCGUUCAAUCGGACGACUGUUGAAUCCUGCUGCGCUGAAUGUAAAAAGACACCGCGAUGCAAAGCGUUUGUGUGGUAUACCCUCAACGGUGGCUUGUGCUGGCUCAAGCACACCCAAGGCCCAAAGGCGGAUGCGGACGGAGCCAAGGCGGGGGUGCUACCAGCCCCAGCCUCGGGACGACGGCCGUAG
This is a messenger RNA of Aphanomyces astaci, 762 nucleotides long. RefSeq lists its product as hypothetical. Gene Ontology annotation, molecular function: serine-type endopeptidase activity; protein binding. Gene Ontology annotation, biological process: proteolysis. The record is from RefSeq and is a predicted model, not a curated record. Lineage: Eukaryota; Oomycota; Saprolegniomycetes; Saprolegniales; Verrucalvaceae. Gene Ontology annotation, cellular component: extracellular region. Bases 1 to 762 code for a protein of 253 amino acids. The transcript is spliced from 3 exons.